This is a messenger RNA of Phoenix dactylifera (date palm), 644 nucleotides long. RefSeq lists its product as uncharacterized. Lineage: Eukaryota; Viridiplantae; Streptophyta; Magnoliopsida; Arecales; Arecaceae. The record is from RefSeq and is a predicted model, not a curated record.
CGCGGUCUCCGCCCAAAAGCCCUACUAUAAAAGGACCACCGAAGCCCGUUUAACUCCCGUUUACCAGCCUUCCCUUUUGGUCCGCUCCAUCGUCGGCUCCCUUUCCUCUUUCCGUCGCCUCCCAUGGCUUCUUCCACCGUUAAUCGCUGGCUGAGGCCCGAGGUCUAUCCACUCUUUGCGGCGGUCGGGGUGGCUGUGGGGAUCUGCGGCUUCCAGCUGGUCCGCAACAUUUGCAUCAACCCUGAAGUGAGGGUCAGCAAGGAAGGCAGGGCUGCAGGAGUGCUGGAGAACCAUGCUGAAGGAGAGAAGUAUGCUGAACAUGGUCUCAGAAGGUUCGUUCGCAACAAAGCCCCUGAGAUCAUGCCGUCGAUCAAUAGGUUUUUCGCUGAUCCCAAAUGAAGCCUAUUUGACCAAAAUAAUGCAAAACAUUUAUAGUGGUUUUUAGUUGUUACUCUUGUUCAACUUGGAUAAUAAUUGCGCCAAAUAUGGCCAUGAGAUUGGACAACGUGUUUGUGAUGCUAUUGGACCCGUCAAGUUAUAAUAUGAAGUGUUUGUCAUGUUGAACAUGCAUCGUUUUGGUUUUCCUUGAGAAACUUGAUGACCUGUGAACAGAUGUAUAUCUAUGGUUUGAUUUUUUCCCCUUA